This is a messenger RNA of Caenorhabditis auriculariae, 4157 nucleotides long. NCBI's taxonomy places the organism in Eukaryota, Metazoa, Nematoda, Chromadorea, Rhabditida, Rhabditidae. The record is from the annotation of a GenBank genome assembly.
AUGUGGUUCUCGCAAUAUUUUAUUUGGCCUGAUUUGGAAAGUCUACAGCGUAGAGGUGAAUUUUUUUGGCGCUAAAUGAACUAUAUGAUCAUUAUCUAAUUAGAAAACACUUUUUAAAAAAACUGGAGGAAAGUUAUAAGUUUCUUUUUUCAUCUAUAAAUUAAUUUUAAAUGAUUUGUUACUGAACUCAAUAAGCUUAGCCUGAUUUCAGAUUGUAACUCUCGUCUUGUUCAUCGUAACGAUUUUAUGUGCCUUUGUAUCAUACAAAAUUACAAUGCGACAGCCUCUGUAUUACAAUCUUUUUCUUGUUGAAAUGCACACAUGGACGAGAAGACGUAUAGUUCAGGUUAGUUUUUUUUAUACCUGGUGCAGAUUUCAUGAAAUUUGAGGUGCUCCAUCUUGGUCAAGAGUUCAGUCCCAGAGAAAGUUGGAGGAACUUGGUCGCUCAGUUGAGAGAACGGUCCCCAAGGCCUCCCAACGAAGAACUUCUGGCUAUUUCCGACACGAAUGUCGUCAUUCAGUCGCCGUCCACCGUUAUAGACGCGCCUUAUUCCAGGUUUAGAGCAAGUGUUACAAUUAUUUUUACAAUAAAGCAAAGAUUUUAUAAUUUUUAUUUUGGCACAUAUGACAUUCACGGAAUAUCAAUAAUGACUUUGUAAAAUGAAAAAUUAUAUUAAAAGUUUAAAACAAAUAAAAAGUAUAUACGCUGUUUAAACAACUUUUCCUGGGGUGUUAAAGAACAUGGGCUCAUUUUAAAAAGUAGUUCUAAUGUAACUAAUUACAAUCAUACGACGGCUGGAUCCCACCCCGGAGUAGGUUAAUUGCGGCCUAACGCCUAUAAACUGCGGCCUUAUUCAGUACAUUUUAAAUAUUUUCUUUGCUCGCAAAAGGGUGGGGUGGGAUCUAGCCCACGUAUGUAUACAAUGCUAUUUAAUAUUUUUUUAAAAAAAUAUUGAAUUAUUUCUCAUGAUAAUUUUGCGCCGCUAUGAUAUUUCAAUUUCAAUUUAUUCAGUCUUCAGAGUAAGAUGAAGAAAAUCUCUGCUGAAUCAUGAUAUAAUCGAAGAGUUAUAGUCUGUUCAGAUUUUUAAUGUCAAAUGCAAUGACGUCAUUCAAAAACACUCUGUGGAUGGCUCGCUCUCUGAUUGGUUUAUCGCACCAUUAGGGGACGGAGCUUGAGCGACGACUUGACUGUCGAAACCUGAGCAGACUAUAGUCGUCGGCGCGGGAUACGGUCCACAAUUGUUGUCCAAUAUGUCCCGGCGUGACAGCUAGUGUUGGUAAAAAAUGUGGGCCCGUUGGUAGUACCAGCCAAUAAACUGCUUCACCAUAAUAUCGGAUGAAUAAAUACCAUAACAUAAAAUUUUUUUUCCCUAUGUUUUAAAAUUAAAAAAUCCCGAUUCUUCCCUUUCUUUCGAAAAAGUAAAUGCCUGUUCAGCGUUCCACAAGCAGACUCGAUGACGUUGUGGCAAAUUGGAAUUCCGCCCAACUCCUCACGAGUUCCAGAUCCCGCUCGAGACAGUCAAUACGCGGCCGCCGCUGCCAUCGCUGUCCUCGCUCGCGGGUUUUAGCUUUCUCUCGAGAUUGAGCAUCACCUCAGAUUUCAGGAUCAACCCUACUCUCAGCACGCGAACCGACUUCGGUGCUGCUUCGGUCUCUCCGCCGGAGGAAGCCGUUCUCCCAGAGACAGGAGUCGAAUCUCAGGAUUCGUCCACUAUUGCUUCUAUCAACGUCAAUAUCUUGCCAUCAGAAGCACAAGUAUGUUUUUUUUUUCAUCGUCAUGCUCGAAUAGUAGCUUUUUGGUUCAUUUUAGAAUGAUGUCGUUUUUUCGGACCGCGAAAGUGUCCAUUCGGAAAGUGUUUCUGGAACAACAACUGAGGCCAGUAUUUUGACCACUCCAUCAGUUUCUUUCGAAGAUUCAGCAAAUACCGGUGUUUCAUUAGUCCUCAGCGCACUUAUUCGAAUAAUUCAGAACUUGAAUCUUCGGAAGUCUCCAUAGACACGGCAGGACCUUCCACGUCACACGAAGGAGAGGCGAAUACCAGCGGAAGCUCCACUAACACUGAAAAUGACGAGGCACCUUUGGAAACAUCCGAAAGUUCUGGAACAAAGCUUGAAAAGGAAGAAGGUCCCAAUGUGGGGGAGCAGUUCGGAAUCCGGCUCAAGUUUUUGGAUGAUACCCAGAGGGAGACUCACGCAAGUUUCUCAGAAACAGUGGCCGAUUUCAAGAAGUUUUGAAGCUGUUGUUAGAUUCUCUCAUUCUAAUUUUAAAGGAAAAACUUCCCCGAAGAUGUCGCACAAGGGAAAGUUGUUCGGUUGAUCUUCCAAGGUAUUCCGAGUUACUUGAAUAAUAUAUCUAAACCAUUAAAGGACAACUUCUUCGGGACGACACGCGUUCUCUGCAAUCGUACGGUUUGAACGACGGCUGUGUCCUCCAUUGUCAUGUUAGCAACACUCCUUACGCCCGAAGUGUGAGUUUUCUGACGAUUUGUAAUCCAAAUUUAAUGUACACAACACCAAAAAACAACGUGAAUUUUUUUGGCGCUCUGAGUUUCAAUUUUUAUUAAUUCCUUCGUCGCCAUGACAAAGUAUGAUGACAGGCUCCUCCACCUGAGCAGCCGCAUGAAGUGAGACGACGACGGCCGACAGAAGGAGCAGCGCUGGCUCCGGAAAGUGGUCCUGGUGCAGCGGACCUCGGUCAGGAGGAAAUCCUUUGUUCGGAAUCCGCAGCUGGCAACUUUCUGGAUUGCUCUGCUCAAUUCCUUGUUCCCAUCCUACGUGAACGGGUCUUUAGUACGAGGCAGCACCAUGCUUCUAAACAACACCGCUGCCGGACGACCCAACGUCUUCUGGAGAGCCUAUCGAUGGUCAGAUACCCUGUAUUUAUUUGUUUCGACGUACGUUUUCAGGACUCAUAACACCAUAAUUAGAGCUUUCGGCCCGCCAGACGAUAGGCCAGUGACGCUGGAAGAAGCCGCAGAAGCAGCUGCCAGGCCUUUGCGCGCUUACCUAAACAUUGGCGAUUACUUUCUGUGGAUAUUUGCAGGUCAGUAGAUUCCUCGUAGAACCAGUUUUAUACCACGGGACAAAAAAAAAAGUAAAUUUGUUAUUAUUGCUACAAAACGUUGUGGAUUUCUGAAGAGACGAAUAAACUGUGAAGGAGCCAAAAAAGAGCGCGCAUGAUUUCAUUAUUCUUGGACUACCAAACGAUAAGUUUUAAACAUAACACAUCUGUUCAGCCCGUCCGGUUUGGCACACUGUAUUUUUAAAUUGUGUAUACACCAAUCGCGGUUUUUGAGCGAUAUCUUCGUUAAUAACGAGUUUUUUGAACGAAAAAUGAACAGAUUUGAAGAAAAACGUAAGUAGAACAUUCAAUGAUACAAUCUGAGUUUUUUUAACAAUUAAGUUUUUCCAAACGCUACCAAGCCUUAAAAAACGGCCUAAUUUGGGGAAUGUGUAUUUAGUAAGAAAAAAGAUUUUUUUUCUGUACUUUUUAACUAUCAAUGUCGGAAAUAGCUUUGUUUAUUUUAAUAAUCAGAAAAAAUUAUCGAAAAUGGUCUAGUAUGGCCAGCGGAGACGGCGCAGUGCAAACCGGACGGGUCCCUGUAGGUCUGAACUGCUGUGAUAAAGACAUUAUUUAUUAAUCUCGCAACAAGUUCAAGCUAAAGAGGGUUCUCAAUAAAUUAUGAAUGGUACUUCCUUAAGAAACCUCAUGCGCCUAUUUUUUUUUUCCAGAAUUCAGGUGAAAGGGGAAAUAAUCAGCAGAUGGCAGCGUUUACUUCAAACAUUUAUUCUUUUUUCGCAAAAUUUCAGCGAAUUCUUUUUUCAAAAAAAGUCUCUGAGAUAAACACGUGGAUCGUAGACUUCUUCUGCUGAAAAAGGCGUAUUUUGAUGUAAGUGCAAAAUUCAAAAAAUCAAAUCGUGCAGUUGGGACAUUAGAGCAUUAUUGAGAAACAAUUCCAAUUGUUAACGUUAUGAUUACAGGUCAUCUUCUUGCAGUUUGGUUGUUUGCGUACUUCUUUCCGCAGUUCAUGGAUCGCACUUCGAUUGCCGCUAUUUUCCUCAUCUCCAUUUUUUUCGCUUACAUGCUCAUGAACUCGACUGUCACGCGAGAACCUGGUGCUCCCCGUCUAAGACGACAGCGACCAGUUAAUAUGUGA